AAGAGCUAAACUUUUGGUUUAAAAGAACACAGAUAAAUAUCGCGACGGGUUCGAACAACACAAAAUUUUAUAUCAAAACUGGCGCCGAUUUCAAAAGAUGGAUUCGAUAGAGGAGCUUAAGCAAGAGGUAUAUUCCUUAAGGAAUAAGUUAGCCACAGCAACAAGCCAGGAAGCUUGGUACAAUGAUGAAAUCGCUCAGCUCCAGACAAUGAGGAAACAGGAAUCUGAAAUCCAGGAUGCACUAAAAGAAGAAGUGAUCAGACUACAAAGAAAGAUAGGAAUUUUGGAAGAAGAUGCUGAGCAACAGAAAUUGGCAGAGAAUAACUUGAAAUCCCAGGUUCAGUCCCUAGAGAAACUAAUGGAGAGCAAUAAAACAAUGAACGAAACCUUGUCCCACUCCAUCAUGACGGAGGAUAAUACCCAUCUGAUGAACGAAAUGUGUUCCCUGCAAAAUGAAAAUACACAAUUAAAAGGAGAAGUUAUUGAAAUCAGGCAUGAAUUGCAAAGUGCAUCUAUUGAAGUUGAGAACCUGAAACAGAAACUGGCAAACAAAGAGCAAGAGCUGGAGGAACUCCAGUGUCAGAUUACUACGUAUAUCAACACAAUAGAGAAAUACAGGACUGAAAUCACAGAAUUGAAUACUCAAGUUGAUGUUUUACAAAUGGAGACUCAGAGCCAAACUGGCAAAGGCAACUCCUUAUUUUCAGAGGUUGAAGACAGAAGGGUGAAAGCAGAGAAACUGGUGAAGAAGUAUCAGCUUUCUAACCAACAACUGAACCAACAGAAUCAUAAACUCAAGAUGCAGAUGUUUACGUGCCUUGGUCUCAGUAAGGAAAAAUCUGAUGAUGUCCGUGUAGGACAGUUGGAGAUGAAGGUUUGCCAGCUUCAAGAGGAGAACAAACAACUGUUAAAACAGAUCCAGUGUGCACCAAAGUCUGAGGUGGUACUUAAAGGAGACAUUGAGGGUAUACUGCAGGAAGGGGAGGUCACCUCUGGAGGGGAUUACGUCAAGUACUUACUUAGUAUUAUCAAAGCUAACAAUGAGGAAGUAUCAAAACUUAAAAAUGAAGUCAAAGCUCAGAAGCUGCUGUUGUUGGCUGAGAAAGACACAGUCUUUUCUUUAGAAAGAAAACAGUAUGACAUUGAAUCCCAGAGGGAAAAGUCAAGAGCUCUGUAUCUGAAAGAGAAACUUAAAGUCGAGGAGCUGAGGGCAAAAUAUGAACCAGAAAAAAUGAAAAAUGACACUGGUGCAAAGAAAGGGAAGUUAGAAAAAUUACCUUCAGUGUCAGAAAAUUCACUAAAGGAGGAAAGAAUUGAGAGAAAAAGAAAGGAAAGUUCCAGGAAUGUGACAGAAUUUCAAUUGGACGAAAGUGCAGUCAACAUUGAGAAUCAAAAGCCAGACUCUGCAGAAAAAAGAGCUGGCUGUGAAAUUGAAUACAAGAAGACUAAGUCAGUCAGUCUGAGUGACGAAAUCAAGAUGAUGGACUCCGAGGGUGGGGUAGAAAUUGGUUCUCUGUCUCAGAGGGACAAUACAGAGAGUUCAGGCGUGUGUGAAAAACCGGUCAAAAGUAAAGGUCGCAGGGUGACCAACAUUGUCAAAGCAGAGAUACCGGACUCUAAAGUGAACGAGUGCUCACCACAGUAAAUGUCGUUACUGUUUUUUAGCUUUAGAAACAGAUCAUAUAUAUUUUAUAUUAUGGUAUUAUAAGGAUGAUAUCUAUUAAAAUAAUAGAAAAUCA
Molecule: messenger RNA, 1739 nt
Organism: Magallana angulata
Lineage: Eukaryota; Metazoa; Mollusca; Bivalvia; Ostreida; Ostreidae
Product: protein Spindly-A-like
Exons: 10
Coding region: 98-1645 (515 amino acids)
Source: RefSeq, a predicted model, not a curated record